AUGGAGCAUCGAGAUGAAGCGGUUGCGUUGCUGAAAGCGAUGGGCUUUGAACACAGUGCGGCUCGAGCUGCACUUGAAUGGUGCAGCGGAAACGUUGAAGCUUCCGCAAAUUUUCUUUUGAAUGGGCAUCCCAGCUUUGCUGCUUCGGGGACAUCAGGAAGUUUUGAAGCUGUGUCUUCCGCGGAAGUUAGAAACAUCCAUUGUCCUCUGAGUCAGUACAGCUUGGAGGCGGGUCAGUCGUCUUGCACAUGCAUAGCGAUGACCAACGCCUUGCACUUUUUGCGCUCCUCAAACCACAUUUCUGAUUUGUCUCCUGAAUUUCUACAGUGUGCUCUUCUCGCAGGAAAUCAAACCUAUCUAAAGAUCGCACGGAAUCGAACGGUCGAACACAUGUCGGCCGAAGAAGCUCUAGAUUCAGGGGAGUUUCAGUGUCUCGAGCUCAUAGGGAGCGUGCGCCAAGGAAUUAUAUCUCGAGAUGAUCAGCAUCCGUUAGGUUUUGCAGUGCAGCUUCAGGAGUGUAAAUCUGAGCGAUUUUGGACAUGUGUUCUGAUCACAAAAACACCUGAGUCCGUCGUGAUAUGUUUGCCACCCAGCAGUGAAACUGAGUACGUUUUAAUCGACUCCCAUCCGCGGUCUCAUCUGUUUGGUACCGAAGGAAGCUACGCUCGAAUUCAUUUCAGUCUCUCGGCUUUGGUGGACAGUCUGAAGCAAAUAUUCCCGAUGACCGAUCUAGGCAGUGAUGUGCCCGAGCUCAUGGCUGCCAUGUACAACUCGUUUGAUUUGUACGCGUUUCAAUACAAACAAAUCUUAGCUUGA
This is a messenger RNA of Phaeodactylum tricornutum CCAP 1055/1, 816 nucleotides long. RefSeq lists its product with no specific name. Gene Ontology annotation, molecular function: protein binding. NCBI's taxonomy places the organism in Eukaryota, Bacillariophyta, Bacillariophyceae, Surirellales, Neidiaceae. The record is from RefSeq and is a predicted model, not a curated record. The transcript has a single exon. Bases 1 to 816 code for a protein of 271 amino acids.